Closterium sp. Naga37s-1 is the source of this 2856-nucleotide messenger RNA. The record is from the annotation of a GenBank genome assembly. NCBI's taxonomy places the organism in Eukaryota, Viridiplantae, Streptophyta, Zygnematophyceae, Desmidiales, Closteriaceae.
AUGGACGACUACGAUGCUCUCGAGGAUUUCGACUUCGAGCAGACGCUCGGCCCCGGCCCGCUUCCGCCGUCCGCGCCCGCCUUCAGCACCGCUGUCCCCUCCUCCGCGCCCGGCGCGGCGGCAUCCGCGGAGCCGAGCGCCGGCCCGGGCGCAACCGGCGGAGCGGGCGGCGGCAAUUUCGGCUCGCGGGCCGAUGGGUUCGGCGGGGGUUCGUCGCAGCACGCGCAACCCGCGUACCAGCAGCAGCAGCAACACCAUCAAUUCCCGCAGAGUCAGCAGCAUCAGCAGCAACAGCAGCAGCAGCCGCCGCAUCAGCAGCAGGCGCACGACAUGGGAGGCGGGCACGGGGGAGGUCCGCCGCCUGCCGGUUUCCGGCGGAAUUACCGGCAGACCGUUUGCCGGCACUGGCUGCGCGGGCUGUGCAUGAAGGGGAACGACUGCGGGUUUCUGCAUCAGUACGACAAGAGCCGCAUGCCCGUUUGCCGGUACUUUGCGCGGUGGGGCGAGUGCAGGGAGCUUGACUGCGUGUACAAGCACACCAACGAAGACGUCAAGGAGUGUAACAUGUACAAGCUCGGAUUCUGCCCGAACGGCCCUGAUUGCCGGUACCGACAUAUGAAGCUGCCCGGCCCGCCCCCUCCUGUAGAGGCCCUAGCGGAAAAGUUUCAGCUGCAGCUGCAGCAGCGCCCCCCCUUCCACUUCGCGGGGGGGAUGGGAGGCGGGGGAGGGGGCAUGGGGGGAGGCAUGGGGGGAGGCAUGGGGGGUGGCAUGGGAGGUGGCAUGGGGGGUGGUAUGGGGGGAAUGGGGAUGGGGAACGGGGGACCGAUGGGGGGAGGCAACAAACCUGUGCGGUUCUUUUCUGGGCCUGGCGGGAUGGAGCAGCAGGGGGGCGGGGGGAUGGGCGCACAUGGCGGGGGCGGAAUGGGGGUAGGGGGAGGCAUGGGCGGAGGCAUGGGGGGAGGAACGGGGCAAGGGGGAAUGGGACCAGGGGGGAACAUGGGGCCUGGGGGAGGAGCAGGUGGGGGUAUGGGCGGAGGCGGGGGAGGUGGGAUUGGGGGAGGAGGGGAGAUGGGGCAAGGGGGGCAAAUGGGACAAGCAGGCGGGGGAGCAGGGCCUGCUGGGGGGAUGGGCGCAGACGGAGGGGGGAUGGGGCCAGGCGGAGGGGGAAUGGGGCAAAGCGGAGGGGGAAUGGGGGCGGGCGGAGGGGCAGGGGGGGCAGCUGUGAAUCAGCAAGCGCAGCAAACAGGGCAGCAGGGACAGGGGGGGCAGGCGCAGCAGGGGGGGCAGCAGCAGCAAGGGGGAGGAGGGAUGCAAGGGGUGAGUAGGGCCACGGGCGAAGGGGGAGAAGUGGGCGCACCCACAGGGGGAGGCGGAGGCGGAGGCGGAGGGGGAGGCGGAGGGGGAGGGGGGCAGGGAGGGGUUGCCAAUGGGGUGGGGAACGGAAGGGACGGGGCAGAGGCAGGGGGUGGGAUGGGCGGUAUGGGGACUGCUGAAGGUGGUGCCACUGCUGCUACUGGUGGGGGUAGUAGUGGUGAAGGUGGUGGUGGGGGAGGAGGGGCGGCACACAUGCCAAAUCAGGCAAAUGCUCCUAAUCAGGGGCAUAUGCAGCAACAGCAAGGGAUGGCGGCUCAAGCAGGAGGCAUUGGAGGAGGGGGAGGGAUGAGUGGAGGGAUGGGUGGAGGGAUGGGGGGAGGGAUGGGGGGAGGGGGAAUGGGCGGGGGAGCAGGUGGAAUGCACGGGGAGGGGGGGAUGAUGAUGGGGGAUGCGUCAGCAGCAGGCAUGGGAGCAGCAAUGGCGCCAUCUCCGCCCAUGAGCCUCGCCAUCCCGCCACCACCCGGCACAACCAGGUACUUCAUAGUGAAGAGCAACAAUCUCGAGAACCUAGAACUGUCGGCGCAGAGGGGCAUGUGGGCGACACACCGCAACAACGAGGGGAAGCUGAAUGAGGCUUAUGAGUCGUGCGACAGUGUCAUCCUCAUCUUCUCCGUUAACGAAACCAGGCACUUCCAGGGCUGUGCACUGAUGAUGUCGCGCAUAGGAGCCGUGGUGGGGGGAGGGCCGUGGAAGUAUGCUCAGCGAAUGGGCAGCUAUGGACAGAACUUUCGCAUCCGAUGGCUCAAGCUGUGCGAGCUCUCUUUCAACAAGACCCGUCACCUGCGCAACCAGUACAACGACAACCAGCCCGUCAAGAUCAGCCGCGAUUGCCAGGAGGUGGAGCCGUCAGCAGGCGAGCAGCUCACUGCGCUGCUCUACCGCGAGCCAGACGCACCCCUCCUGGCCACGGCACGGGAAGCAGAGAAGAAGAGACUAAUGGAGCAGCAGGCUCAGGCGCAGGGGAGGGGGGGCAUGGGGGGAGGGAUGGGCGGAGGGAUGGGGGCAGGGAUGGGCGGAGGGAUGGGCGGAGGUAUGGGGGGAGGGAUGGGUGGAGGGAUGGGUGGGAUGGGGGGAAUGGGCAUGCACAUGGGCAUGGGAAUGGGAGGAAUGGGGAUGGGGGAUAUGGGGGGUAUGGGUGGUAUGGGUGGCAUGGGGGGCAUGGGGGGUAUGGGUAUGGGCAUGAAUAUGGGUGGUGGAGCUGGUGGUGCUUCUGGUGGCCGCGGCGCAGGUGCAACCUCGAGCGGAGGUUCAGGGCGAGGUUCGGCUCGAGCAGGUCCGGAUGACCAGCGUCGGAGCCUCGGCUCGGGCCAAAGCAGCGGAGGGGUGGGAGGUGAUGGCGAGAGGGGGAUAGGAGUGAGAAAGAGGGUUAUGGAUGGGGAGUCGGGGGGGAGGGAAGGUGUGGAAGCGGAGAGGAGAGCGGGAGGGAGGAGUGAGAAGGGGAGUGUGGCAGAGAGAAGGGAUCCGAGAAUGAGAAGGGGUUAG